This is a messenger RNA of Cataglyphis hispanica, 2107 nucleotides long. RefSeq lists its product as uncharacterized. NCBI's taxonomy places the organism in Eukaryota, Metazoa, Arthropoda, Insecta, Hymenoptera, Formicidae. The coding region runs from base 1204 to 2094 and encodes 296 amino acids. Gene Ontology annotation, biological process: phospholipid metabolic process; lipid catabolic process; arachidonate secretion. Gene Ontology annotation, molecular function: calcium ion binding; A2-type glycerophospholipase activity. The record is from RefSeq and is a predicted model, not a curated record. The transcript is spliced from 5 exons.
UCCGAAAUAAGAUUCGAAAUGUAUCUUGUUUCUCACCGUUCGAGUGAAUUGUUGAGAAAAGUCACAGCUAAAGAAUUUAGAGAGCGAUAGAAGACGGGGAUUAAAGAUCAACGGAAGAUGCGGUCAACGGAAAGACUCUAGCGAUCUCUCUCACUUCUCCUUCUUCUGCAAGGAAACUGACGAAAGUGUAACAACGCAGAUUUCCUAGACCAAGGCGACUGGAUGGUAGUACGAAUAUAGGAAUCGCAGGAGACGCUCCUCGAAGCGAACACUCAGCUCUCAAUGGACGCUCUCGAGGUCACCAAGUUAAACCAAGUGAUGUACUUAAGAUCGCAGUGUGUAUCUAAGAAUGUCAGCGAAAGGUGGAAGGGAAAGUUCGCGUGGAGGGAAACGAUGGUGCUGUGUCUGAUAAGAAACAGUUAGUACUUUGUUGGUCUCUCGUCGCCGAAGUAGAUCUUCGCUUUAUGGGAAACUUUUAAAGUAAACCAUGUUGUGUCGUAGUCUUUAAACGAAGUUUUUCGUGUCUACGAAGACGGGCGUAUCUUCGAAUCGAGAGGAAUUAUUCGUGAUCAAAAGAGAAAAAAUGACACCGGCGCGAUAAUAAACGUACUCGGACGGGAAGCUCGGGAUUAUCAAGCGUGAUUUGUUCGCAAAAUAGCACCGUAACGUAAUAACGCGGACCGCGUAAAUCCUGUGAAGCUUUCUUUCGGAAAGCCUUUGGAGGCGCUACGUUGAUUUAUGCCCUAAGCCAGGACGCGCGUAGAUGUGCGAGCCGCAAAAGCCACGGCCAGCGUUAUUAAAUUCCAGCGAGUUGAAUGCAACAGCCGUGUUACCCGACACGCGGAAAAAAGGACGUCCUUGUAUCAUACGAGAGUGUUGGUCGAAGACUUUGCUCGGAUGACAAUGAUCGUCUACGUGGCCUUUUUUAGUCUAGUUUUCGCUCUACGUGGGCAUUUGAAGGAAGAAGAGAUCGCUAGGAUAACAUCGCGGAUGCCUUAAUUGAUCUAUCUGAAUUCGCGGUUUCUCGAAUUGUCUCGGUGAUUAGGCUGCGAAGGGCGAAUUAGUGUUAAUCAACGGACAUGGUGGUAAUGAACUGUCGCGGCGGUGCCGCGGAAACCGUGUAACAGGACACCUGCUGCUCUGUGACACCUGCUGCAGUUUUCCCGAUGCGGCGACACGUGAGAGACAGCACUCCCGCGCCGGAUGAGCCGAGAACGAUACGCAGGUGACAUAAAGGGUACCCGAAUCAGCACUGAUUCGCUCUCGCCACCGGGUGGAGGAAACGCGUGCCCGAUGUGCCACGAAAGGUUCGAUGCCGCACGUGGCUGCGAUCCGCCACGGGUGGAUCGAUCAUCUCGUCGGUGCGGAAGAAUCCUACGCGUCCUCCUUCUAUCCGGAAUGUUGCUCGGCCAGGAUGCCAGAGGUAACGGUACGCCAGAUGUUUAUAAGAUACUCGGAGGUGUAAGAACGCAUCAAGCAGAUUACGAUUAUAUGAAUAAUGAUGUGAAGGAUGCAGGAAAUCAGGGAGAUGACCUUUACAUUGGUCAUAGCGGUGAUCCGUGGAGCGCCUCUUCGACGAAUGAUUACAAUAAAAAUAUUUACAUGUCGUCGCAGUUGAAUAAAACGAGGAUUCGAUCUAUCGCAAGGAGGGACAAGGAGACCACGGCAACAAUAGGCCAUACAAGAUUCAAGAGAGGAGUGUUUCAUCUCUAUAAUAUGGUAGUAUGCGCCACAGGAUGUAAUCCUUUAGCUUAUAAGGGAUACGGUUGCUACUGCGGAUUCUUAGGAUCCGGUUAUGUCAUCGACGGCAUAGAUCAAUGCUGCAAGAUGCACGAUUGGUGCUACGACGCUACAGAGUGUCUAAUGUUCUCGGAAUACUUUGUACCAUAUUACUGGAGAUGUUAUCACGGUUACAAACCGGUUUGCGCGGUUGAACAUGGCAGCUGGGGAGGAUCUGGAUCUUGCGCUCAACGUUUAUGCGAAUGCGAUCGCUCGUUAGCCGAGUGUCUGAAAAAAUAUCCUUGCCCUACCACCAAAGCAGUAUGUACCUCAUCACCCUGGAGACUCGUGCAGAAUCUCUUCAUGAUUAUAUAAAUAAAUGAUCGGU